UUCUCUUCAUGUACAAAUUCAAACCACCUUGGGACUCUUCUUCAUUCAUACUCACCAACUUCCCACUACAUACAAAAAACUCCCAUUUCUCCCACUCAUGGUUCCUGACUUGGAGAAGCCUCGGAUCACGGAGAUAAAGGUUCGGAUGGAUUGUAAAGGCUGUGUACAAAAGAUCAAGAAGGCCCUGCACGGCAUUAAUGGCAUAUAUGAUUUAUACGUCGAUUCGGGGCAACAAAAACUGACCAUCGUAGGGUGGGCCGAUCCGGAAAAGGUCAUCAAAGCCAUCAACAAGAAAAGGAAGAAUGCCACCAUUUGUGCCCACACAGAACCAGAGAACACAGUGCCUCAGACCACUGAACCAGCAGUCGAGAGUGGCCCACCAGCCCCUGCACCUGAGCCCACCAACCCGCCCUCAAGUGACGGCCCACCUGCCGAACCAGCCCCACCAGCAGAGCCCACCAAAGAAUCUCCACCAACCGAAAAUCCACCACCAGAGGUGGCACCAUCACCAGUGCCUACUGACACUGGUGCAGCCCAACCAGUGGGCCCAUCAGGACCUAAAGACAUCGAACCAAUCCGCAUCAUACAUCACUGGCACGAACCCCCGCACAUUGUUACUCACAGCUAUAACAGCUACAAACCGUCGCCUUACGUAUCCCGAUAUGCGAUGGAAUACGGGUAUCCCCAGUCGCCACAACAGUACAGUAUAUCAGAACCGUACAUGGACUACGAUCGUCGCGGCCGCAGGAACGGUGGUGGGACCCUCAUAACAUCAAUGUUCAGUGAUGAGAAUCCAAAUGCAUGCAGGAUAGUAUAAG
Molecule: messenger RNA, 818 nt
Organism: Magnolia sinica
Lineage: Eukaryota; Viridiplantae; Streptophyta; Magnoliopsida; Magnoliales; Magnoliaceae
Product: leucine-rich repeat extensin-like protein 3
Exons: 3
Coding region: 98-817 (239 amino acids)
Molecular function (GO): metal ion binding
Source: RefSeq, a predicted model, not a curated record